Molecule: messenger RNA, 742 nt
Organism: Drosophila innubila
Lineage: Eukaryota; Metazoa; Arthropoda; Insecta; Diptera; Drosophilidae
Product: inosine triphosphate pyrophosphatase-like
Biological process (GO): nucleoside triphosphate catabolic process
Cellular component (GO): cytoplasm
Molecular function (GO): nucleoside triphosphate diphosphatase activity
Source: RefSeq, a predicted model, not a curated record
GUUGACAACAGAACCGACUACAAAAUUUAUUUAAAUUGGUGACAACAAUAGUGACAGCAUGUCGAAAUCAAUUACCUUUGUUACGGGCAAUGCCAAGACUGAGGAGCUGAUUGCCAUAUUGGGGCCAAACUUCCCCCGCACGGUUAUCUCAAAGAAGGUGGAUUUACCCGAGCUGCAGGGGGAGAUUAAAGAGAUUGCGAUAAUAAAGUGCAAGGAAGCAGCCAGGCAAGUGGAUGGACCUGUGCUCAUCGAGGACACCAGUCUGUGCUUUAAUGCGCUGGAGGGACUUCCCGGUCCGUAUAUCAAAUGGUUUCUAGACAAACUGCAGCCAGAGGGAUUGCAUCGUCUGCUAGCUGGCUGGGAAGAUAAAUCAGCGAGAGCCGUUUGUACAUUUGCCUACUGUGAGGACUGCACAUCGGAGCCGAAAAUCUUUCAGGGCAUUACCGAGGGCAUCAUCGUGGAGCCACGUGGACCACGCGACUUUGGAUGGGAUCCAGUAUUUCAGCCCAACGGCUUUGAGUUAACCUAUGCGGAGCUGCCCAAGUCCGAGAAGAAUCAAAUCUCGCAUCGCUACAGGGCUUUGAAUCUGCUGCAAAAGUACUUUGAGAGCGAUGAUUGCUAAAUCUGGAUAAAUACUCCCUGUAUAAACUUGGUUUUCAAUUUACUAGGCAUACAUUUAAUAAGUGUCUUGAUAUUUGUUCUAUAAUGUCGAGAAAACGUUGUCUUAAAAGCUAAUACACAA